Messenger RNA from Corylus avellana, 2258 nucleotides. It is a transcript of the gene NDB3, whose product is annotated as NAD(P)H dehydrogenase B3. Gene Ontology annotation, cellular component: mitochondrion. The record is from RefSeq and is a predicted model, not a curated record. Gene Ontology annotation, molecular function: calcium ion binding; NADH dehydrogenase activity. Lineage: Eukaryota; Viridiplantae; Streptophyta; Magnoliopsida; Fagales; Betulaceae.
CUCUCUCUCUCUCUCUCUCUCUCAUAUAAAAUAACAAACAACAGCUUCUUUCUCUCUCUAAAACGACCUUUCCUUCCUCUUUCUCUGCCAUUUUCUUCCAGGCUGUUUGGCUACAGAUAACAGAUCUUAGCAGCGAAAAGCUUGAAGCGAAGAAAAGUAGCAGAAUGCGGAGCUUCACUUUCUAUGAGAGAUUUUCUAGAGCUUACCAUGACUAUCCUUCGCUCUCUAAGCUGCUCGUGCUCUUCACCGUCAGUGGUGGGGGUCUUGUGGCUUAUGCUGAGGCAAACCCAACCAAUGGUGCAUACGCCAUUUCAUCUUCUGAAUCAGAGAGCAAGAAGAAGAAAGUGGUGGUGCUUGGAACUGGUUGGGCUGGAACAAGUUUCUUGAAGAAUCUCAAAGACCCUUCAUACGAAGUGCAAGUGGUAUCACCUCGUAAUUAUUUUGCAUUUACCCCUUUGCUACCAAGUGUUACAUGUGGUACAGUGGAAGCCCGCAGCAUUGUAGAACCAAUUCGCAACAUUGUUCGUAAGAAAAAUGUGGAUGUUCGGUUCAGUGAAGCAGAGUGCUACAAGAUUGAUGCAGAAAACAAGAAAAUCUAUUGUCGAUCUGCUCAAGACCAAAAUUUGAAUGGGAUAGAAGAAUUUGUUGUGGACUAUGACUACCUUGUAAUAGCAAUUGGAGCCCGAGUUAAUACUUUCAAUACUCCUGGUGUGGAAGAGAAUUGCCAUUUCUUGAAGGAAGUUGAAGAUGCUCAAAAGAUCAGAAGAACAGUUAUUGACUGCUUUGAAAAAGCAAGCCUCCCGACUAUAAGUGAUGAAGAGAGGAAGAGAAUUCUUCAUUUUGCUAUUGUUGGUGGUGGCCCAACCGGUGUGGAGUUUGCUGCAGAACUUCAUGAUUUUGUCAAUGAGGAUUUAGUGAAAUUAUAUCCUGGGGUCAAAGACCUAGUUAAAAUCACACUUCUUGAAGCCGGAGACCAUAUUCUGAACAUGUUUGACAAAAGAAUCACCGCUUUUGCUGAAGGGAAGUUUAAAAGAGAUGGUAUUAAUGUGAAAACAGGAUCAAUGGUUGUUAAAGUAGAAGGAAAAGAAAUUUCUACUAAAGAAAUGAAAAGUGGGCAAGUUUCUACAAUGCCAUAUGGAAUGGCUGUGUGGUCAACCGGCAUUGGGACUCGUCCUGUCAUAAUGGAUUUUAUGAAGCAAAUUGGUCAGGCUAACAGGCGUGUUUUAGCAACUGAUGAAUGGCUGCGAGUUGAGGGAUGCGACAAUGUAUAUGCACUUGGUGAUUGUGCCACAAUAAAUCAGCGCAAAGUCAUGGAAGAUAUUUCAGCAAUAUUUGGUAAGGCAGACAAGGACAACUCAGGAACCCUGACAUUUAAAGAAUUUCAAGAAGUCAUUGAUGACAUCUGUGAAAGAUACCCCCAAGUGGAGCUUUACUUGAAGAAAAUGCAGAUGAGCGAUAUCACUGAUCUCUUGAAGGAAUCCACAGGGGAUGUUGCAAAAGAAUCCAUUGAACUGAAUAUUGAAGAAUUUAAAUCAGCUCUUUCCCGGGUGGAUUUUCAGAUGAAAAAUCUUCCAGCUACAGCUCAGGUUGCGGCUCAGCAAGGUAACUACCUCGCCAACUGUUUUAACCGUAUGGAAGAGUGUGAAAAAUAUCCAGAGGGUCCUCUCAGGUUCAGGGGAACAGGUCGUCAUCGGUUUCGUCCCUUUAGGUACAAGCAUCUUGGACAAUUUGCUCCUUUGGGAGGAGAGCAAACAGCAGCACAACUGCCUGGUGAUUGGGUAUCAAUUGGCCACAGCAGCCAAUGGCUUUGGUACUCAGUCUAUGCAAGCAAGCAAGUCAGCUGGCGCAACAGAGCAUUGGUGAUAUCAGACUGGGGAAGGCGUUUUAUUUUUGGGAGGGACUCAAGUGGCAUAUGAGGCAGGCAGCCAACAAAUACUGGAAUUUCCAAUUGCAAAUUGUGAUGCAUAUUCUUUUGACCAUCAUUUACAAUUUUUGACAUUUCCGAAAAUUUUGUUUCUAAAUCCUGAUUAGUUUACCUGAUCUGUUGAAUAAGUUCAUACGCAACUCUAGAUAAGUUACCCUUGGUUCAUUGAUGCGUAUUUCCUCUGUUACUAGAAUACUAGGGUAACGAGGUUUCUGAUUUUGCAGCUAGAAUGUUCUUCGACAAUCAAACUACAUGAUUAGUCACCCAUGUCAAGGGUCGAAAGCUUUGUUUUGAUCUUUAAUAUAGCAUCUUAUUUGAAAAUAAGAGUUUUUUU